Molecule: messenger RNA, 826 nt
Organism: Lotus japonicus
Lineage: Eukaryota; Viridiplantae; Streptophyta; Magnoliopsida; Fabales; Fabaceae
Product: universal stress protein PHOS34
Exons: 4
Coding region: 133-633 (166 amino acids)
Source: RefSeq, a predicted model, not a curated record
GUGAAACAUACUACUUUACCUUCAAAAUCAAAAUAAGAAACUGACCCUUCCCUGUGUACAAUUCAUUCAUCUCUACUACAAAGCAAGCAGAGCUAGCUAGCUAGCUAGCUGUGAUCCCAAGAGAAGAGAGAAAUGGCAGGUAGUGCUGAUAGGAGACUGGGCGUGGCGGUGGAUUUCUCACCAUGCAGCAUCAAGGCACUCAAAUGGACGGUGGAUAACGUUGUCAGAGAAGGCGAUCACCUCAUUCUUGUCAUCAUCCGCCCCCAAGAGUACUAUGAGCGUGGCGAGAUGCAGCUCUGGGAAACCACCGGCUCACCUCUUAUACCACUGUCUGAUUUUUCUGACACUGCGGUCUUGAAGAGAUAUGGGCUCAAACCUGAACCUGAAGUGAUUGAUAUUGCCACAACUGCCUCCAAGGAGAAAAAUAUUGAGGUGCUGUUGAAGAUCUAUUGGGGAGAUGCGCGCGAGAAGCUAUUGGAAGCAAUUGAACACAUACCUUUGGACAGCAUUAUCAUGGGGAACAGAGGCCUUGGCACUCUCAGAAGGGCCAUAAUGGGCAGUGUCAGCAACCAUGUGGUGAAUAACGCCUCCUGCCCCGUCACUGUGGUGAAGAGUUCAGAACAACGCCAUUAAUUGUUUUAAUAAUUUGAUGUAGGAAUAAACCUGUACUACCUGGUUAACCUUUGAUGUCUUUGGGUGUUUUGCAAUGUGUAUCAGUUUGUAUUUUGCUUGUUUCUGAAAGGAAAUAAAUGAACAGAAACAGGUUUGUGCUGUAUGUACUGUAAUCCCAGGCUUAAUGAGAAUUUUUAGUGCAUUUGAUGUGUUA